CAUUAGUAGUCAGUUUUAACAUUUUACUAAUUCGAUCUUAACGCAUUUUCUUUGAUCGGCUGAUUAUCACUCUUCUCUGCAUUCUAAUGGAUCAGAGUUUGAGGGAUGCUGCUCAGAAAGGAAGUAUUGAUGCCUUGUACGCAUUGAUACAGAGUGAUGCAAAAGUUUUGGAUAGGAUCGACGAGAUUCCAUUUGUUGAAACUCCUUUACACACUGCUGCAUUUGCAGGGCACACCCUGUUUGCCCUGGAGAUCAUGAGGUUAAAGCCCUCGUUUGCUAGGAAGCUUAAUCAAAAUGGUUUCACCCCUAUGCACCUUGCUUUGCAAAAUAACCAAACCCAAUUGAUGCUCCAACUACUUGAUGUUGAUGACGACCUUGUCCGUGUCCAAGGAAGAGAGGGUGUAACUCCUUUGCAUUACGCAGCUCAAAUAGGAAACCUCGAGGUUUUGGUCAAAUUUCUAAAAGCCUGCCCCAAAUCGAUUGAAGAUAUAACACUUCGAAGAGAAACUGUCUUGCAUAUUGCCCUCAAAUACGAUAUGCUUGAUGCUUUUCGGCUCCUGCUUGGAUGGCUUCGACGGGCCUGGUUUAGAGAUGUCUCGCAUUGGGAGAAGAAGUUACUCAACUGGCAGGAUGAGAAGGGCAACACUGUGUUGCACAUUGCAGCAUCCAAAAACAAACCCGAGAUUGUGAAAUUGUUAUUGAAAUUCAGUACUGUUGAUAUAAACAUCAAGAAUUCAAGAGGUCAUAAAGCGUUAGACAUGUUGCAAUUAGGGGGCGCCUGUCACCCACAGAUCAAUUGUGCGAGAUGUUUAAUUAGGAGGCUCAGGCUCUUGGUUUGUCCGAAUGAUGCAAUAGCUGAUGCAAAGUACUUUAAAGCUCCUGUCAGCUAUGAAGAGAAGUUAUACAUAAUGUUUCUCCGUCUGACAACGAAAGUCCCAAAUGACAUGCGCAAUGUGUUGUUGGUGGUUGCUGCGCUGCUUUUCACGGUCUCCUUCCAAGCAGCAAUCACUCCCCCUGGAGGAGUUUGGGGAGAAGACAAAAUUCGUAGUGGUAGUUACGUUCACUUGGCAGGGACAGCAAUCAUGCGAAACCCCCUUUACGAGAUACUCGCGGGUUUAAAUGCUACAUCCUUUGUUGUAACAGCCUUUACAAUAUUCCUCCUCCUCCCCAGUGGUUUUGGAACUCGGCUGUUCAGCUUACCCCUUUAUACCCUCUCUCUGUUUUUUGGCUUGUCAUUGUCCUACAUAGAUCCCAGAACCGAUUUUCCAAGUGCAGUGGAUAAGAUGUGGGAUAAUUUUAUCAUUUAUUCGGUGAUCUCUCCUGCUGUGUUUAUAUGCUUGUUAGUUAUUGUGAGUUUCAGGCGAAACAAACUUGUCGCGGCCUUUCGUCCAAAAGUGAAAGUGCUGGACACAUCUCUUACAAUGUGAGUUACACGUUAAGCAACUACGUACGUACGUACUAGCUUUAUUAAUUAGUUUGCAUUGUUGGUGAAAUUAAGAAGGAUUUAUGGAAAAGAAUGGGGCAAACAGUACUUUGUUCAUUGGUUCGUUCGGCAAGACGCGGGACUGGAUCGUGGUACGUACUCAUCAAGCCGCUCAUGAGCCAGGAUGAUCGUGGCCCACGUACGACCUUGGUUGAUUAUUCAUGUGUUACUAGCUAGCUGUGACGUACGUACCGCUUGUGAUACGUCAUUUGAGCCUCUUCUUUUUUUUUUCGUUUUUUCUUUUGGUGUGUUUGUGUGUUCCAUGGGUGUAAUGGAAUCUCAGUCCGUGCAACUGC
Messenger RNA from Alnus glutinosa, 1779 nucleotides. RefSeq names its product ankyrin repeat-containing protein BDA1-like. The coding region runs from base 87 to 1427 and encodes 446 amino acids. The transcript has 2 exons. Gene Ontology annotation, molecular function: protein binding. NCBI's taxonomy places the organism in Eukaryota, Viridiplantae, Streptophyta, Magnoliopsida, Fagales, Betulaceae. The record is from RefSeq and is a predicted model, not a curated record.